AUGUCAGAGCGCCACGGCGCCGAGCGCCUGACGUCAAGAACGCCGCAGCGUCAAGAACGCCGCAACGUCAAGGCACGCGACGUCGAAACGCGCAGCGUCAAGGCACCGCGACGUCAAAACGCCGCGACGCGCCUGACGCAGGAGCACCGCGCGUCAAAGCGCCGCAACGUCAAGGCACCUGACGUCAAGAGCGCCGCCGGCAAAGUCAAAACGCCGCGACGUCAAGAGCGCCUGACGCAGACGUCGCAGCGUCAAAACGCUGACGUCAAACGCUGCGAGCGUCAAAGAGCGCCGCGGCGUCAAAGACGCCGCGACGUCAGGCACCGCCAACGUCAAGGCGCCGCAACGUCAAAGAGCGCACGACGCGAGCAUCCGCGGCGUCGAAAGACGCCGCAGCGUCAAGACGCCGCGACGUCAGGAACGCGUAACGUCAAAGACGCCGCGAACGUCAAAGGAGCCCGCAGCGCAAGACGCCUGACGUCAAAGACGCCGCAACGUCAAGACGCCGCGACGCGAAGACGCCACGACGUCCAAAGACGCCACGGCGUCAAAACGCCGCAAGCGUCAAGGCACGGCGUCGAAAGACGCCGCAGCGUCAGAGCGCCGCGACGUCAAGACGCCUGA
Molecule: messenger RNA, 624 nt
Organism: Homarus americanus (American lobster)
Lineage: Eukaryota; Metazoa; Arthropoda; Malacostraca; Decapoda; Nephropidae
Product: serine/arginine repetitive matrix protein 2-like
Exons: 2
Coding region: 1-624 (207 amino acids)
Source: RefSeq, a predicted model, not a curated record